Messenger RNA from Ixodes scapularis (black-legged tick), 5370 nucleotides. RefSeq names its product syntaxin-17 (gene Syx17). Gene Ontology annotation, biological process: vesicle-mediated transport. NCBI's taxonomy places the organism in Eukaryota, Metazoa, Arthropoda, Arachnida, Ixodida, Ixodidae. The transcript is spliced from 6 exons. The coding region runs from base 202 to 1194 and encodes 330 amino acids. Gene Ontology annotation, cellular component: membrane. The record is from RefSeq and is a predicted model, not a curated record.
AACACUGGUAACACACUGCGCAUGGGCGAUCAGGUGCGAGCAGCGUUGGUGCGAGGAACAGUUGUUUAGAUUCUCAUCAUGGGCCGCGUUGAGGCAAUAAUGGCGUAAAUAAGUACCGAAUCCAAAUAUCGACACGUCUUUUUUUUUUUGCAUACUGGUGGUGCGCACUCUUCUUCAGUCGACGAACGCCUCCAACGGAAUAUGGAGAGGGAGAGGGGACAUCAAACGAGAACGGACAGCAAAGGCGAGCCGAAAACUCGGGGCAAAUUUUCUCUUCGAAGGGUGGAAGUCGCAGUGCACAGGAUCGUGGAAGUCGCAAUUCCGUAUCACCUAGACAUCCUUGCAAAACAUCGAGAUAACAUUGAAAAGUUCCAGAAGCUAAAGCAGUGGGACAAACUUCACGUUGAACAAAUCAAUGCCUCCCGUACAGUGCAACAGUUGAAAGCGGACUUGUACGAGCUAGACCAUGUUCGGAGUCAAGUGCAACCAGAAAAUUUGAAGCAGUUCGAGAAACUUGUCUUCCCCAUGCAAGAAGAAGCUCUUCAAAAAGUGCGCACAUUUACAGAUCUGCAUUUACCUUCGAGAUUCCAUGAAGCGGAGGUUUGCACCAUACUAGAAGAGUCUUUGCCUGGCACACCACCAGUUGUACCUCUUCCUGAAGAUCUCACUUGUGAAGCAGCAUCGCCAUCUCUUCCACCCGAAGAUGAGCAGAUGUUUUUGUUGCAAGAGAUUCCUGAUAACACUGCUGCCUACAAGUCUUGGAACUCACUCAGAAAGGAUCUUCUUGAUGUCAGUGGCUUGCUGACAAGCUUUAGGCAACUUGUAUAUGAGCAGCGGGAGCAAGUCCAGAGCAUUGAGGCACACGUGACAGCUGCAGAUGAGAAUGUGCAGCAGGGCACGAAACACCUGAUCCGGGCGUCCCAGCUGCAGAGGACUCUACUGCCUGUGACAGGGGCCCUCCUAGGAUUGGCCCUGGGUGGACCAGUGGGCAUGGUGGUCGGAGCCAAAAUGGCGUUCGGCUGUGCUCUUGGCGGCAGUAUCCUAGGUUUCACAGGAGGCAGGGCCCUGCAGCGAAGAGGACGUCCCAAAGAUGACACUGUUGUGGAGGUGGAGCUGAAGGACCUUUCGACAAAAUCAACACUGUACUCAGACUCUAGACUACCCUCAGAAAUGAGUCGGUCAGCACCGCGAUAAGUAGGCAAGUUGUUCCAAUUAAUUAGAGUGAAAAGACAAUUGUAAAACUGAUUUGAACCUGUACUAUAUACUUAUUAUAUCAGUAAGAAAAGCUGAUUAUAUGGGUUAGCAGUGAUGCACAAAAAAAAAGCCCAAAAAACAUAUUUCUUGAAUGUAUAUGGAGUGUAUUAUCUCCUUCCUUCAGGUGCCACUAUAAUAUGUGUUAAUUUAAUGAACAUCUCUGUCAUUUUGCGUAACUGGUGAUUUUGCGCAACUGGUCUGGCCAGGUAUGAGCCAAGUGAUUUUGCACAACUGGUCUUGCUCACCUAUGGAACUUUUUUUAGUGCUGCUUGAAUGUUCUCGUUUAUAAAUUGAACAAAGUUGGAGACUCAAUUUAAAGGAAUGCUGAAGCGGUCUUAAAUGUGAGAAGAAAUACUUGUACCUUGUUAACUAGGCUUCAGCCAUUACGAAUACCAUAUUCACUCAAUCUGUUUAUGUGCGGAUUAGCCAGAAAAAAGCCCUUCAAAGUAGCGCCGAAACCACACCCCUCCGAGGUAGAGAGGAGGAGGCCCAUCGGUCGAUGUCGCGAGGGGACCGGCUAGGGGACACCCCUGGGGCUGGCCGCAUUUUUUUCUUGUAGGCUGCUCAUGCUGACGUUCAGAGCCAUUGUCUUUCUUCCGCUGCAUAGGGCUUGCUUUCAUCCGUUUACCGGUUGUGCUAUUCGUUCAAUCGCCCGACAUGUUUAUUGCUCGCUUGUUCAUGGGAUUGUGAAAUUUCCGUGGCACUGAAGCGGCUAACUUCUAUUCCCGUGUAGCCGUCAGCUGCACAAACCGAGUUUGGCGCCGUUGCUCCUUGCGCUUACCACCCUUUUCACGCCGACACCGACAUGUCAAAGAUGUGGGUUCCGGCUAUGCAAACAGGAAAGUUUGGGCCCAACAAGCCCACAGUUUUCUAUUUGGAAUGUGUUUCAGACGGUGCAUACGGAAACAAUGUAGUGGUUUGGUUUUGAAGAAGUCUCGUCCGAACCCGACACUCUGCCGACUAUUAUAGCUAUUAUUUUAUUAGUUGUGAGGAGUAGGUAUACUGAAAAAAAACAAAAACGUAAGCAUGUUGCCGAAGAGUGGAGCUUCCGUCGGCUAUUUUGUGCUAACCGUCUGAUAUUAGUGUUGUUGUUGUUUUUUUAUUUCUUUCCGUGCCGCUGAAGAGGCCAUACUUCCCGAACUGACUCCGCUAUCCAAGAUUUUUUAUCUUUCUAAACAUCCUUGUUAUCUUAUUUAAAAGUGGUGGGUUUAUUUUGCAAAAAAAAAAAAAAAAUUGGACACACAAUUCAUUGUGCUACUUUCAUGGUGCAACUUAAUUUUAAACUUUUUUUUAUAGUUACUUGCUCAGGGCUUAUGGAAUUUUUUCCUUAAACAUAAACAUACAUUUUGUCAUAAUCUUUCUCUACUUUUUUUUUCCCAUCACAUUCUCCUCGGAGUGCUUUUUAAAAUUAAAACGUUUGCUACAUUCUGUUGCAAAUUUACCUUUUUUUUUCUUUUUUUUUUUUUACAAGUUAUGCUGUUUGUCAUGCCAAGAUCGUCCAGAGUCGUACACGGUUCAUUUGAGAACUUUAAAAUUGCCCAGUUUCUGUAAUAUUUUGCAAAAAUAUUAGCUUUGGUGUAAUCUAGUGCGUCGUGGAAUGGUUCUAUGCGGUGCAAGAAUGUCAUUGGACAGACGAUAACACACAGUGGUGGUCUAAUGCAGCCAAAAAUUCUUGAGACAUGUAUGUGAAUGUAGACGCCCAGAAAGCUUUCAUCACUAUCACGAGGAUUUUACAUGUGCUUCUUUAUUGCCGAUGUCAAACACGGAUGGCUCUUCUGCGGAAUUAUUCGUGUAGUCUAAUACCUCUGUGAGAUGGGCGCCUUGCAUGACAUUUACACUAAUGGCUUUUACGAUUUGAAAAUGACAUUCAAGAUGAACCAUUUGCUGGGGCGCCAACUUUACACAAACAAGGACAUUGCGCUGAUGCGGCCUCAUUUCGGGGGAAGCUCUCCUGUCGCUCCAGAAAGGGCUCUUUAGCUCCAGCGUUCGUGAACAAUGCAGCCUGCACACUCACGUGUCAUUGUCAAGCACAAAGGCCGAAGGGGGCCGAAUUCCUGUCCUCUUACAACCGUUUUGGGGAGAGCCACGGUAAUCAGGCAUGUCGCGUCCCGCCAACAGCACUCCGUCUACUGUCAACACCAACACUUUUUACGUUGCAAUAAGUAGCAGUUAACGUUUUGGCAUGUCUGAAGCGGCUAUGUCGCGUGGCUAUCCUUCGGCACAAGCGGCUCCUCGCAACUUCCUGCAUCACUGGGGGGUCAUUUUCUGCUCUGCCAACAGCUAGAAUGUAUGCUUUGUCAUGCCGAGGCUUCUCUGGACAUGUGCCCCUUUGGGAUAAACGAAAAUAUCUUAAAAAAUCGAAAUCCGAGCCCAAUUUACAGAAGUAUCCGCGCCCGACUACUUCCGCAAAUGACGGGGCAACCAGGAAUUGAGAGGGUCCUUUUAUGACAUUAGUGGCGCGUCACGCAUAACGAGCCAAUUGCGUGCCGCUGAAGCAGUCGGAUCUGUUCUGUUUGUUGUUGUCUUUUUUUUUUUUUUUUGAGGGGGGGGGGGGGGGGAAGGGGGGUUUAAGGUUUAUUUUGGGUCAAACGGUUGUGAUAUUUGAACUCGGCAGGCAUGAACAUAUUAAAAUCAACCAUUAGCUAAUUGUUGUUUUUUUUCGAAAACCUCUUCAGCUUUCCUUUAAGCGUCCAACAUGCCCAAAGCUACUCACUUUUGUGCAGUUUGAAGAUAGACAAGGGAACUCAGUUUCAGCUUUUAAAGUUAAAAUGGCUCCCAUAGGAACGUGAUAAUUAUUGCUUAAGGGGACGUGCACCAGGGGAAAACAUUUUAUUAUUAUUAUUAUUUACGAAAACUAAACAAAAAUUGCACAGUUUAUAAGUGCUUGAUCUUCUCUUGAUAAAUCAGGUACUCAAUUUUAUAUGGCUUGUUUUUGGUUUUUUUUUUAAUGUUCUGGAUGCAAUGCACAUGCAGAAAAAAAAAAACAUGUUCUGGUGUGCACGUGGGGCAUGGCAACACGCUUGCUUAAAAGAGCCUAGUAAAUUAAACUAAUUCCCUCAUUUUAAACCACUGAGUCCAAUGAACAGCAAAACUAAUGUGUGCUAGACUUUAUUUUAAAAUUAAAAAUCACAAGAAUGCCAUUUUUAAGAGGCUAACAAAAGUUUCUUGCAUUUUUCAUCAAUAUAAAAAAUGCACAUUCUAACCAAACCUAGAUAAUUUCAUUCUACGUAUUCUAAAAUAUAUGCAUGCCAAAUUAGGUUGUGAUGGACAAUAUUAAGAUCAAAAAUUCUUGUUUGCAAACUAUGUAGGUACUCCAAAAUUACAUAAAGAGAAAAAUAUGUGUGAAUAUUUCUAUAAAUGUGUAGUGAUGCUCUUUCGCGGCGGGAAAAACAAUAUUUUGUUAAUAUUUUUUUGUUGGAAAUUGAAGCUACAGAAGACCGAUAAAGAGGAGGCGGCUAGGCCUACUUCUCGACAUAAAUGUGAUGACUGGCGGUGUCACAAUUUGAAGAACCAUGCUCUUAAAAAUGGCUCAAAUUUAAACCAUUCGGGGUUGCUGGGAGUUCUUCAAAUGCGUACUUCGCUGAGUUUGCAAUCAUCACCAGGACUAAUAUUUUUAUACAUCAAAUAUGAAGAUUCAGAAAUAAUAAAACACUAAAACCUCAAAUCAUAUUUUUUUGCAAAAUACAGUAUGGCUGUUUUUUUUUUUACCCGCAGUUCAGCUUGUAAACUUGUUAAAAAAAAUGUGUGUAGGGUAUCUGCCCGAUGUGACAUGGGACAAGCAAGUGCCUACGCUAUUAUCUUGUGGUAACUGACAAUCACUGCUCAUUUACUUUUUUUACUGCACUUGUGUGAAUAAAAUACCUGGAAUUCUUCAACCGAAUUGUGAGUGCAUUUGUUGCUAUUAGAAACAGAAUAUUGACUAUCUUGAUGUAAAAGCCAGUUUAAAUGUAGCGGUUUUUUUUUUUUUUUAUUUUGCGAGGAGCAAUAUUACCAAAAACAUUGGCAUGUAGCAGUCAACAUGAAGCCCACACUCUGUGCCACCUGUGUUCUUAACUUUUUUGUGUACAGUGUCGAUCAAUUUUGUUACCCGAAUUGAAUAAAGAUUUUUUUUAAGCA